Molecule: messenger RNA, 594 nt
Organism: Sitophilus oryzae (rice weevil)
Lineage: Eukaryota; Metazoa; Arthropoda; Insecta; Coleoptera; Curculionidae
Exons: 3
Coding region: 76-519 (147 amino acids)
Molecular function (GO): odorant binding
Source: RefSeq, a predicted model, not a curated record
UAGCUGUAAAACAUUAUCAUCCUGUGUGAGGUCUUCAAAGCUAACAAAAUACUAGAAAAUCUAAAUUACGACAAAAUGUCACAAAAUAUCUUCAGUCUGUGUUUAGUAUUACUGUUGGGGGUUGAAUUGGUUGUAGGUAGCGCCUCUGAAGAAGAUGGCCCACCAGCUCCAGGCAUGCUCAAAAUGCUGUACCCCAAAUUGACGAAAGAGCAGGCGAAAAAAUGCAUAGACGAAACCGGCGUGUCCAGAUCCGAUUUCGAAUCGAGCAGAUCUGGUAAUGAGCCCAAUUCUAAAUUACUUUGUUUCGCCAGAUGCAUGGUCUUGGCUAGCGGGACCCUAACUAAAGAUGGAGAAAUAAUAUCCGACCUAGUAAAAGAAAAUGCUCCAAAGUUUCUGGUCGGAAAUGCUCUGGACGAUGCAGUGACAUGUCUGGAAGCGAUACAAGAUAAAAUAGUCACGUGCGACGAUAUGAAAAAGGUGAUAAAAUGUAUUCCAAAACCACCAAGGCGUCCAGAAUAACAUUAGAUCAUGUAUAAGUGUUAUACUAUGCGAGUUAUUGUCUUGUUUAUGUUAAGGUUUUCCAAUAAAGUUGUA